Messenger RNA from Ilyonectria robusta, 1467 nucleotides. RefSeq names its product phosphotransferase. Lineage: Eukaryota; Fungi; Ascomycota; Sordariomycetes; Hypocreales; Nectriaceae. The record is from RefSeq and is a predicted model, not a curated record. Bases 1 to 1467 code for a protein of 488 amino acids. The transcript is spliced from 2 exons.
AUGUACGACGGCCAAGAAGAGCUUGACAAUCUUGUAUGGGACAAAAACGAUGACGACGGAGAUGAAUCACUGAAGCAAAUGCGACUCAAAACCAGAUGUCGCCAAGUGGAAGACCUCUCGGAACAAAAGUUUGGGAAAAAAGCAACACUGAUGUCGUCAUUAAUCAUUGGGGGCUUCAAUAUUCUUUAUAGAAUAUCCCUCGAGGGACUAACCUGCGAUGUUAUGGUUCGGCUGCCCUGUCCAAAUCUGGUCCAGUUUCCAGAGGAAAAGACCAUUCAGGAGGCUGCAACCGCAGGUUUCAUUGCGAAGAACACCCAAGUCCCUGUUCCCAAACAAUACUUCUACGGUCCAGAUUCUCCUGUCGGACCCUUUGUUAUCCUACAAUACAUCCAAAAUUGCGGAAGUAUGUCGGCGAGACUAACGGCACCCAACGACGACCCAAAUGCCCAGCACGGGAAGGCGGCCCGUUGUCUUCUUCAGCUCUCUCGACUUAAGUUUCCUCGAAUUGGAUCUUUAGUUGAAGCCGAAGAUGGCUCCUACAACAUCGCUGGGCGGCCCAUUACCCACAAUAUGGCUGACAUGGUCCGGCUCGCUAACAUCCCUCGCGCGGUUCUUCCCCCAAAAGACAAAGCAUAUGGCACUGCAGACGAAUGGUACGUCGCUUUAGCGGAGAUGCAUAUGGCGCAGCUCGUCUUUCAGCACAAUGAUGCCAUAUCGUCAGAGGACGAUUGUCGCAAUAAGUACGUUGCCCGCCAAAUCUUCCGGAUGUUGGCGAAACAAGGUCGACUUUCUACAUUUGGUUUCGCAGAGGAUGAUUGGUCUGCCCAAUCGGCCAAACUAGCAUCUUCAACCCUCUCCCCGGCUCCAUCUGGGUCAGAUUCCUUUCGACUGUGGGGUGAUGAUCUUCGAGCAGGAAACAUUCUUCUAACCGACUCUGAUGACAUCGCUGCUCUCAUCGAUUGGGAGUUCUCAUACGCUGCUCCGACACAAUUUGCGCUCGAUCCGCCUUGGUGGCUACUCCUCGAUCUGGCCGAGACUUGGGCCUCCGGCAUUGACGACUGGAAGCACAUAUACGAAAUGCGCCUCGAGACCUGGCUAUUUGCUAUGAAACGUGUCGAAGCUGAAGAAAACAUCCAAGACUUUCAUUCUCUGCCUGUUCCAUUGUCUACCUAUAUGCGAGAAAGCUGGGAGACAAGUCGGUUUUGGCUGAGCUACGGCGCGAGGAAGAGUUGGGCAUUCGACACUAUGUACUGGAGGUACCUCGAUGAGAAAUUCUUCGGCGACCGGGAAAGCGAUAUUCCUCAAGAAGCUUUAUGGAAGACCAGAAUACAUUUGUUAAGUGACGACGAGAGGCGGGCAAUGGAGCCGUUCGUGGAAACCAAGUUGAUUGAGUCAAAGGAAAGGAUUAUUGUGGACUGGGAACCAGAGAAAGCGAGAGAACGUUUGUCAGAGCUUCUCUUUGACUAA